Messenger RNA from Marmota flaviventris (yellow-bellied marmot), 1929 nucleotides. It is a transcript of the gene Msc, whose product is annotated as musculin. Lineage: Eukaryota; Metazoa; Chordata; Mammalia; Rodentia; Sciuridae. Gene Ontology annotation, biological process: regulation of transcription by RNA polymerase II; skeletal muscle tissue development. Gene Ontology annotation, molecular function: RNA polymerase II transcription regulatory region sequence-specific DNA binding; DNA-binding transcription factor activity, RNA polymerase II-specific; protein dimerization activity. The record is from RefSeq and is a predicted model, not a curated record.
CAGCUAGUGGUUGUGCGUGCGGACCCUGGAUCCCGACGUCAAUUUCUGGGCUUCAUCCUCCGGGGUCAGCUGCGGGGCGCGCUCACUUUCACCGCCCACUUCACUCACACGCCUCCGCGCCUCGGGGCCGAGGUCUUCGGUCCUCCUUCGAGCUUUCCCUGGCCCCCGUCUCUGCCAGGGAGCUGCAGGCGGAGACGGUGAUACUGGCCAGGGCGGAGAAAGGCGAGCGCGCGUGGGCGCGGGGAAAGACGCUAUGUCCACUGGCUCGGUGAGUGACCCCGAAGAGAUGGAGCUGCGGGGGCUACAGCGGGGGUACCCGGUCCCCGCCUCCAAAAGGCCGCCUCUCCGUGGCGCCGAGCGCAGUUACGCCUCUCCUAGUGACAAUUCGUCUGCCGAGGAGGAGGACCCCGACUGCGAGGAGGAGCAGUGCUCUCUGAGCUCAGCAAGCGACUCGGGAGGCUGCAAGAGAAAGAGGCCCCGGGUGGCUGGGAGUGGCGGCACAGGUGGCAGUGCAGGCGGCUGUGGCAAAAAGCCACUCCCGGCCAAGGGAUCGGCCGCUGAGUGCAAGCAGUCGCAGCGGAACGCAGCCAACGCCCGAGAGCGCGCUCGGAUGCGUGUGCUGAGCAAAGCCUUCUCCAGGCUGAAGACUAGCCUGCCCUGGGUACCCCCUGACACCAAGCUCUCCAAGCUGGACACCCUGCGACUCGCUUCCAGUUACAUCGCACACCUGCGGCAGUUGCUACAGGAAGAUCGCUAUGAAAACGGCUACGUGCACCCGGUGAACCUGACGUGGCCAUUCGUGGUCUCCGGACGACCUGACUCUGACACGAAAGAAGUUUCCGCAGCCAGCAGAUUAUGUGGAACCACUGCUUAGAGAGGACUGGAAUUCACUUAAUGGGAUUAUUUCUUAAGCGCGUGUGUUUGGGAGCCGCGGAAAGAAGGGAGAGAGCAAGAGGACACUAGCGAAUGGGUACAAGGUCCCAUAGGAUUCUCCUGGACCUUUCCCCUUGCCUGGAACUGUGAACAGGACAGGUGUCCUGCGACCACGUUUUGUAAUCAGAAAGACCCUCCCUUCUUGUGGCGAGCACGGACCUAGAUCCAGUCUGGGCCCUUAGCUCUCAAGACUCAUCCACCGCUGAGCCCAGCAUCAAAUCGCUUAGGCGCUAGUUUCUGAGCUGAGCCGGAUUUGUCAUAUAUGUGAUGGCAGAAUUCUGCACAAUCUGGGCCUUUCACGGUUAGAGAGAUAUCUUGAUCCGCCUAAAAGUCCAGGCGUGGGAUCCACGUCAAGGCAUGUUUUUAAAUUGCAAAGAAAAGAGAGUGGCAUAGCUGGACCAGUUUUGUAACCCACCAGGCAGCGCCCUCGGAACAGGUGGGACUUGCCACUUCGCAUAGGGCGAGAUGGAGACACAUUUCGGAGACCAGCUCAGGCAGAUUUUGCCAGGCACGUUCUGGGCUGUUCAACUUCCUUGCUGAGGUCUGACUUCUUACUCCCCACAGACUGGGGUCUUUUUUCCAAGCCCCUUCCUCUUUAUAAUUAAUGGUCUACUCACAGGCUCCCAGUCUAAUGGUACCAUUGGAGCCUGGUGGUACCAACCUGGUUUGGGUUUCCUUUGGGCCGCUCCCUUCUCCCUGCUCCUUGAAGUUGCCUCAUUCACUAUGCUGGACUUUCCCCGACAGGCUUCACCCCCACCCCCAACCUCUGGCCGCCCUUCCCCCAUCACCACUUCUGGUACCCAAGUUCUUCCUGCAGCCCAAGUUCUUCCUUGAACAUAGGAGGGCUUCUGGACCUGUUUGGGACCCAUUGACAAUGGUUACCAUAGCGGUACUGCACCGCUGCCAUAAGGCUGCACUACCACAAUAAAUAACAGAUGUAAAUAAAUUUAUUUUUUUAUGAAUAAUAAAAACAUUGUGAAAAUUGUGUGUCCCUAA